AUGGACUCGCAAGCACAAUCGUCGUCUGUUGUUGGCGGAUGCACGCGGAUUGUUCGGGUGCUAAUAGAGCACGUUGAUGCUGAAACGGGCGAUGUUGCAACGUUAGAAAAUGUAAUGCAUGGAUUUGAGGACGGUGAUCAUGUCACUUUUUCGGAGAUUAAAGGAAUGACCGAACUCAACGGUAUUGAACCGAUCAAAAUUACUGUAAAAAGUAAGUAUAUUUUCUCCCUAUAUGUAAAAAAUAAGUAA
Messenger RNA from Gongylonema pulchrum, 249 nucleotides. NCBI's taxonomy places the organism in Eukaryota, Metazoa, Nematoda, Chromadorea, Rhabditida, Gongylonematidae. The record is from the annotation of a GenBank genome assembly.